This is a messenger RNA of Triplophysa dalaica, 2813 nucleotides long. RefSeq names its product serine/threonine kinase 11 (gene stk11). Gene Ontology annotation, cellular component: cytoplasm. NCBI's taxonomy places the organism in Eukaryota, Metazoa, Chordata, Actinopteri, Cypriniformes, Nemacheilidae. Gene Ontology annotation, biological process: intracellular signal transduction; glucose homeostasis; protein phosphorylation. The coding region runs from base 665 to 1969 and encodes 434 amino acids. Gene Ontology annotation, molecular function: protein kinase activator activity; ATP binding; protein serine/threonine kinase activity. The record is from RefSeq and is a predicted model, not a curated record. The transcript is spliced from 11 exons.
GAACGAUGGGAGGGAGGUAAACAAGAUGGCGGCAGCCUUGAAGCAGCAGCUUGUGUGAAGAACGGUUGAUAGAAAAUAAACGAACGGUAAGCAGAGGAGGAAUAAAGGAGAGCCUUUUCAUACGUCGACGGGUCGUGUUAAUGAAUGCCGACCUCAGGUAUUUUGGAUGUUCAUUUUCUCAAUAAUGCUGAACAGAAGUUGGAAAUCGUAGUUCCCCAUCGCACGUUCCAGAGGAGACGGCGCUCAUGGUUGUGUGGUGACCCGACAGCACUGACAUUCUAAACACACAGAGAGGGUUUCGGCGGAUUCACAUGUGCAGACACUGCUGGAUGCUUUUGACUGCACAAGAUUUAGCCGACGUGUCUGCAGAGAUGUGCUGGGUUCCCAUGAUUCCAAGCGUGGGCUAAUCCAAGCCUCUUGACCAAAGACACCAAACACUUGUGACCCUCGGGAGGUGCUGUAGUUUCUGUGGUGUGUGGAGCCGUCGAGUGGAUAACAGACGUGGACAUCAGCAAUGCGACUGCUGCGGUUCUCCAGGCCUGACUCGGUUCUAGUGUUGUCCUACUAACUGUUUUUGCUCGAUCAGGACUGCGCCUAACUUUCUUUGGAAAAGCAUUUUUCAUUGAGGCUUAGAACACACUGAGAGAGUGAGAGGGCAGAGAAAAUGAGCUUGGGUGGUGAACUUCAACAAUUGGAUUACCUGACGGAGAAUGAGCUCAUGGGAAUGGACACCUUCAUCCACCGCAUCGACUCCAGCGAUGUCAUCUACCAGCCCCGCCGCAAGCGUGCAAAGCUGAUCGGGAAGUAUCUGAUGGGUGAUUUGUUGGGAGAAGGCUCGUACGGGAAGGUAAAGGAGAUGCUGGACUCGGAGACGUUGUGUCGCAGAGCCGUAAAGAUCCUGAAGAAGAAGAAACUGAGGAGGAUUCCUAACGGAGAGGCCAAUGUGAAGAAAGAGAUUCAGCUGCUGAGACGACUGCAGCACAAGAACAUCAUUCAGCUGGUCGAUGUGCUGUACAAUGAGGAGAAGCAGAAAAUGUAUAUGAUCAUGGAGUAUUGUGUGUGUGGGAUGCAGGAGAUGUUGGACAGUGUUCCGGAGAAAAGAUUUCCAGUGUUCCAAGCUCACGGGUACUUCUGUCAGCUGUUGGAUGGUCUUGAAUACUUGCACAGCCAGGGAAUCGUGCACAAAGACAUCAAACCAGGGAAUUUGCUGCUGACCACAGACGGGGCGUUGAAGAUCUCUGACUUGGGUGUAGCAGAGGCUCUACGCCCCUUCGCAGAGGAUGACACGUGUCGGACGAGCCAAGGGUCUCCAGCGUUCCAGCCGCCCGAGAUCGCCAACGGCCUGGAAACGUUUUCAGGGUUUAAAGUAGAUAUCUGGUCUGCUGGAGUCACACUAUACAACAUAACCACAAGUCUGUACCCGUUUGAAGGAGACAACAUCUAUAAGCUGUUUGAGAACAUUGGCAAAGGUGACUACACUGUUCCUGAGGAGUGUGGGCCGCCACUGUCUGAUCUCCUGAGAGGAAUGCUGCAAUAUGAUCCUGUGAAGAGAUUCUCAAUACAACACAUCAGACAACACAACUGGGUUCGUAAGAAACACCCUCCCUCAGAACAGCCGGUCCCCAUCCCGCCCAGCGCUGAAACCCAUGACCCCUGUAGGAGCAUGACAGUGGUGCCAUACCUGGAGGAUCUCCACGGUUACGGUGAGGAGGAGGACGAUGAUAUGUUUGAAGAUGACAUCAUAUACACUCAGGACUUCACAGUACCAGGACAGGUACAUGAGGAUGAGGAAGAGCGUCCUCCAGAGCGCACGUGUGCUGUGGCCAAACCGCCGUGUGUGAACGGGAUGGAGUCAGCGGCACUGAAACCCAAAUCUGAGCGGCGUUCCAGCUCUUCAUCAAAUCCCUCCAGGAAGGGUUUAUCUGCAGCGAGCAAGAUCCGCAAACUUUCCACCUGCAAGCAGCAAUGACCUCAUCUGUCUGAUCUUCUGCUCCUCUGUACAGGUUUCUGUUGUUUUCCCUGAACACUGUUCCCACCGCACAUUUCUGCCCUCGACAUGAGCUCCACACACUAGACGAGACGGCACACGGACACUUGUGUUUCUCAUCCCACCGCAUCCGGAACGGACCCACUUCAUUUGAGGAAGCUGUUCAAGAGCGGACAUGUUUUUCCCACAAUCCUCCUGCUCUAUCUCUCUCUAAGGUGUCUGUUGCACCAAAGACGGUGUGGAUGUUUAUUGUGUAGCGAGCCGAUGGUGCACAUGUGACCUCACAGUUUAGUUUUAGAGCCUCUUUUUCAUUUCUGUUGGACAAACACGUCCGUUCAUGGAGAGAGACCGUGGCACAAACCAGAAGAAUAUAAAACCAUGUCUAAAAAACAAACGCUUUCAAACACUGCAUGCUGGGAAGAGUUUGGAGGACGCAGACGACCCCCCCCCUUUUGGCUUGUUUUUUGUUUCUUUUCAAUAUUUUUAAAGUAUUAUUUAUAUAAAACACAUCUCAACCGAUGGAAGCGGAGUUGAUGGUCGUUUGUUUGUUUGUUUGUUUGUGGGAGAAAAGUGAUUUGUGUCUUUCCUCUGAUUAAAGGCCUCACGUCGUGAGCAAACACUUAAUCCCCAUAUACUCAAACAUUUAUUCUCAACUCAACUGCAAAACCUUUCCCUUUAUUUCCCUUUUCUUCAAGACACACCAGCAAAUAACCGACAGUGUUAUUGUACGCUAAGAGAAAAUCUGUUGAAUGGAGUUUCGGUGCAAAUCUACUUGAGUCAGAUUAUAAAUGGAGUUUGUGGGAGAAAUAAAAAGGUUUGAAAGCUG